AUGACUUCUCUUAGCGAUGACUUACAAAAUUUGACUAUUACUGAAGACCUUCAGCUCCAUGAACCCAGCUCCAAAACAAAACACACCAUUUCGCCGAGGAAUCCAGAGCAUAAUCCACUAUACAUAUUGAAGAAUGUGCGAAAGACUCAAAACCGGCCGGCUUUUGUUGCAGGACCCAUGGUCAGAUACUCUAAGCUUCCCUUCAGAGAGUUGGUUCGAAAUUACAACACUGAUAUUGUCUAUACUCCAAUGAUACUUGCUCGAGAAUUUGUUCGAAACGAUAUUGCCAGAUCUUCCGAUUUCACAACAAACGAUAAAGACAGAUGUGUAAUUGUUCAAGUAGGUAGCAACAAUGUGGAAGAUUUGUUGAAGUUUGUGGAGAUGAUACAUCCUUAUGUAGAUGGCAUAGGACUUAACUGUGGAUGUCCCAUUAAAGAGCAGGUUAGAGAAGGGAUAGGUGCAGCCUUGAUGCUGGAGCCUGAUCUUGUAGCUUCCAUGGUUAAAGCUGUCAAAGAAAAGUAUGGUAAUACUGUCUGCAUCGAGACUAAGAUCAGAAUCCAUCCCAAUCUUGAUGAAACCAUAGCGUUCGUCAAAAAAGUUGAAGCCAGUGGUGUAGACUUCAUCACCGUCCAUGGAAGAACAAAGAACACCAGGUCAUCACAGCCCGCUAAUUGGGAUGCCAUAAAGUUGAUCAAAGAAACGGUAUCUGUUCCCGUUGUAGCAAACGGGGAUUGCUUCUCACUAGAAGAUGCCUACAGCAUAGCAGAACACACAGGAGUCGACGGAGUGAUGUCAGCUAGAGGUAUAUUGAGUAACCCAGCUCUUUUCGCAGGUUACAAGAAGACCCCCUGGGCUGCCGUCGAAUUCUUCUGGGACUUGGCCACGAGUUACGGUCUUCCUUUCAGAAUCAUACAACAUCAUCUUUCGGAAAUGCUCGACAAGGUUAUUCCCAGAAAGUCGUUGAAAGAGAUGAACGAGACAACAUGUCUUAUAGAUAUGAUCGACUGGUUCGAUACCCAUUUCAUCUUGAAGAGACGAGGUGAUAAGGGCUUUGCUACGGCUACAGAGCCAAGUUGGAAGAUUAAUAGAGAAGAAGCAGCACAUAUCUAG
Messenger RNA from Scheffersomyces stipitis CBS 6054, 1110 nucleotides. RefSeq names its product tRNA dihydrouridine synthase (gene DUS4). The transcript has a single exon. The coding region runs from base 1 to 1110 and encodes 369 amino acids. Gene Ontology annotation, biological process: tRNA processing. The record is from RefSeq and is a predicted model, not a curated record. Lineage: Eukaryota; Fungi; Ascomycota; Pichiomycetes; Serinales; Debaryomycetaceae. Gene Ontology annotation, molecular function: tRNA dihydrouridine synthase activity; flavin adenine dinucleotide binding.